This is a messenger RNA of Ficedula albicollis (Collared flycatcher), 1440 nucleotides long. RefSeq lists its product as uncharacterized. Gene Ontology annotation, biological process: negative regulation of mitotic cell cycle; negative regulation of cell population proliferation. Gene Ontology annotation, cellular component: nucleus; cytoplasm. The transcript has 3 exons. The record is from RefSeq and is a predicted model, not a curated record. The coding region runs from base 1 to 804 and encodes 267 amino acids. Lineage: Eukaryota; Metazoa; Chordata; Aves; Passeriformes; Muscicapidae.
AUGUCGUCACACCGCAGCUGGAGGGCGGCUGUGACCCGAACUAGGGAAAGGAAAUCCCACACUACCUCGGAGCUGCGUGUCAGAGAUGGAGGGGGGCUUUUAGUCCGUGCUGGUCCUGAGAAAGGAGAGGAAAAAGGCAAGGAGCAGGAUAGCGGCGAUGUCUGCCCGGAACCCCGCCGGCCGCGGAGCUGGCGGUGGGAUGAGCGGAGCCGGGCUGGGCUGGGCUUGAGGCGGGGGCAGAGCCGGGCGGGGAGCGCGGCCGCGCGUUUCGCCCGUUAUUUCCGUUGGGUCGAUGAGCGCCGGGGCGGCGGGGCCGCGGCCGCCCGGGGCAUCCCCUCCAUCCUUCCCUUGCAUCCCUUCCCUUCAUCCCUUCCCUCCAUCCCUCCCGCAUCCCGCGGGGUCCGCCGGAGCGCAGCCCCGCGCAGAAGCUCCUCUUUGUUCCCUUCCGCAGAGCACUACAAGCACCACUGGUUCCCCCUGGUGCCCUCCAAGGGCUCCGGCUACCGCUGCAUCAGGAUCAACCAUAAGAUGGACCCCUUGAUAGGAAAGGCGGCGGGGAUGAUCGGACUGAGCCACGAGAGGCUCUUCCAGCUCUUACCCAGCGAAUUAACGCUGUGGGUCGACCCCUUCGAAGUGUCCUAUCGCAUAGGUGAGGAUGGGUCUAUCUGUGUGCUGUACGAAAGCCCCCAGCCUGGGGGAAAGGCGGCCAAACAGCUGGAGAGCAGGACCAGCUGCAAGGAGGAGUGGAGAAUUGGCAGAUCCAGCCCUUCCAAGAGUUUCAACAUGAUGACGGUUUCCAGUUAAAAACAACUCUUCCCUGUACGAUAUUGUAUGUAUCCCAACCUCAUGGCGAAGUUAGAUGUAACUGCGCUCUUUUGUUUUUUAGUUAUUUUCUUCACCCUUUAGUCAUUAAAGUCGUGGUAGUACUGCCAAGUUUUGUGUGGCCAAGGGCUAAAUGUAUAAAGCAGUUCUUUACACUGCAUGUUCCUUUCUGGGUUGUGUCCUGUAAAUGCUCUGUACAGUCGGUGAAUUGUUUUACACAUUUAUAUUUUCGAGAAAAUUUGCCUAUUUGUAAUAAAAAGCAAUAUUGUAGCACUCUUUAUGAUGGGUUUUAGUCAAAAUUAGUACUUGCUAAAAAAAAACAAUCUGCAAUUUGCAGAGCAAUAACACAAAGGAGGGAGGGGGUAGGAAACAGAUCUGAAAAACUGAACAUAAAUCUUUCCGGUGAUUUGUCUGCACAGAUUUCUCUCAGGGUCAUUCAAGUUUGACUGUGAGGCACAAAUCACAGAAAAAACUCUUUAUUUUUCCUUUUUCAAAGCAUGCAUUUUUUUGAGGACUGGGUUCCAUCACACCCCAAUAUUUUAGCAAAAAGAAGUGGGGAAUUAGUUGUCUUGUUGUUUCUAGAUAUGGAAGUAGAAAAAUAAAUACUUGCUUAAAAUG